AUGGUCAGGACGCUCCCUUCUGCAGUCAAAGACCAGAAGCCGGCGAAGACGAGGAUAACGAAAGUUGACUGCAGAGAUACGGUCUUGGUUAGUCAGAUGACUGAGAAACUCAUCAUGCAACGCUCAUUUCCAAGGCAUGCUUGCUUCCAGCCGUCUCAUUUAAGCCGGCAAUGCACACGGAAAAGGUGGAUACGAAGAUACACUUCAGAACAGAACGUCCAGCCUCAAGAAAGUGGCGGUAAAAACUCGUCUCUUCCGAGCGGCGGCCCAGUAGACCCUCGUCCACGUUGGCUGUUUUCUACGGCAUCCUUAUUGCGUGUUGUUCUCGUUCCCACUAGCUUAAUCUAUGCCGUGUUUUUCCAUGAUUUCGGCGAGCAAGAUCAUGUUUUUGUGCCGCCUCGGAGAUGGUUACAGCGGCAAAAAGAGUCAUUUUUCACUCUAAGUCCCGCAGAGAAGGAUCUCGCCAAGAAAGUAAACUUGGAAGAUAGGCAAUAAUAGUGAGAGCAAAGUGACCCGUCGCCGAUGUUAGUAGCCUGUGGCUAUGUCUUGCAUUUGUUGUGUCCCAGUCCCAGCGACUGUGAAUUAAUCUAGGCUGCAUCUUGUAUGCGUCGACUUGGACUUAUU
Molecule: messenger RNA, 624 nt
Organism: Fomitiporia mediterranea MF3/22
Lineage: Eukaryota; Fungi; Basidiomycota; Agaricomycetes; Hymenochaetales; Hymenochaetaceae
Exons: 6
Coding region: 1-495 (164 amino acids)
Source: RefSeq, a predicted model, not a curated record